CCAGUGACCUUGGCAUUGCUCAACCAGCAGCAUCCUGAGCUGGGUUUUCCCCUCUGAGGUCCCAGUUUGACUUUCCCCAUCCCACUUCCCCAGGCAGCCAUGGGAUGGAUGAAGAACCAGCAGUGCCUUGCUGUUGGGACACCUGAGGAUGCCGCUCUCCCACCUCCAGCCUUCCACAAGCAUCCCCAUGCCCCAGCAUUGGACUGGGGUGAAGAUGGGGAGCCCUCAGCUUGACAUUGCCCCAGUGCCUCCAUUAAGGACGUUGUGAUAAGUGCCCCACGGGGCUGUUUGCCUUCCUUAUCACGAGCACUGCCCAAACAACGUGCUUGGGAUAUAAGGAACCUACCUGGGACACCCUCGCUGUGUCUGCACCUCAGCUGCUAGAACCACCAUGAAGCUCCUCCUGCUCUUCAGCUUGGUGGCCCUGGCUCAAUGCCUCGUCCACAGGAUCCCUCUGAGGAAGGGGAAGUCCCUGCGGCAGUCCCUGCAGGAGCGGGGUUUGCUGGAGCGCUACCUCAAGAAGCACCCCUAUGACCCGGCUGCCAAGUACUUCAGUACUGGGGUCUCUUCGGAGCCUAUGCAGAACUACAUGGAUAACUCCUACUAUGGCACCAUCUCCAUCGGGACCCCACCCCAGGACUUCACCGUCAUCUUCGACACCGGCUCCUCCAACCUGUGGGUGCCCUCGGUGUACUGCACCAGCCUGUCCUGCAGCAACCACAACCGUUUCAACCCAGCAAAAUCCUCCACCUUCAUCAGCACCAACGAGAGCGUCUACAUUGCCUAUGGCACUGGUAGCCUGUCCGGUGUCCUGGGCUAUGACACCGUCAAUGUUGCAGAUAUCGAGGUCUACAACCAGAUCUUUGGGCUCUCUGAGACCGAGCCUGGGGACUUCUUCUACUACAGCCCCUUCGAUGGCAUCCUGGGGCUGGCUUUCCCCAGCCUCGCCUCUUCUGGAGCCACCCCUGUCUUUGACAACAUGAUGAACGAAGGGCUUGUGGCCAGGGACCUCUUCUCUGUCUACCUGAGCAAGAAUGAGGAGAGUGGCAGCUUUGUCCUCUUUGGUGCCAUCGACCCCUAUUAUGUCACCAACGGCAUCUCUUGGAUCCCCCUCUCUGCUGAGACCUACUGGCAGAUCACCAUGGACAGAGUCUCCAUCAUGGGCAGGGCUGAACUCUGCCAGGACAGCUGCCAGGCCAUUGUGGACACAGGCACCUCACUGCUGGCCAUGCCCAAUGAGUACCUCACUGUGGUCCUCCGUGCCCUUGGUGCCACCUCCAAUGGCGAGGUGAGAAUUGACUGCGAAUACAGGAACAGCCUGCCUGACAUUGUCUUCUACAUCAAUGGAAUGGAGUUCCCUUUGACACCCAGUGCCUACGUGACGGAGAGCAAUGGGGUCUGCAGCCUGGGCUUUCAAGGCAUGAAUGUCCCCACUGAAUCCGGUGAGAUGUGGAUCCUGGGGGAUGUCUUCAUCCGUGAGUACUACGUGAUCUUCAGCAGGGCCAAGAACAUGGUGGGCCUGUCCCGCCUGUCCUGAAGGACAGGGCAGUGCUGCCCCACUGCCCUGCAGCCCCAGCUUGGCAGCUCCCUGCCACCUCCUGCCAUAGCCACCAAUAAAGAUGUA
Messenger RNA from Neopsephotus bourkii (Bourke's parrot), 1624 nucleotides. RefSeq names its product pepsin A-like. The record is from RefSeq and is a predicted model, not a curated record. The transcript is spliced from 9 exons. Gene Ontology annotation, molecular function: aspartic-type endopeptidase activity. Lineage: Eukaryota; Metazoa; Chordata; Aves; Psittaciformes; Psittacidae. The coding region runs from base 392 to 1537 and encodes 381 amino acids. Gene Ontology annotation, biological process: proteolysis.